AUGCCUUUAAAACACCUCUACAUAGUUAGACAUGGAUUCAGAUCUAACUGGCUUCCUGUGGAUCAACAGUUACCUAAUCCUACAGGAGUAGACUCAGAUCCUGCUUUGGCUCCUCAUGGUGUUGAUCAGGCAAAUCAGCUGGCAGAUUUUGUUUCUAAAGAGUUGGAUCCUAAGCCAGAACUCAUCUUCAGCAGUCCUUUCUAUCGAUGUGUUGAGACUAUCAAUCCUAUUGCUGAUAAGCUUAACCUGGAUAUCUAUCUUGAACGUGGUAUUGGUGAAUGGUAUAAGAGAAAUAGAGGUGUUAUUCCAUUUCCAGUCGAUCACAAGGUGAUGUCUAGUUUCUUCCCACGCGUCUCUGAUGACUGGGAAUGGAAUACAGUGAUUCCUUCCUCUGUUGGUGAAACGGAGGAGGAGGUGUUUGAAAGAUGUCGGAUUUUUUGGAACAAGUUCUUCCCCAAAUUGGAAGAGCAUUUUCCCCGUGUGGAAACCGUUAUUAUUGUGACACAUGCAGCCACCAAAAUUGCUCUGGGGAUGUCUCUUAUGGGUUACAAAAACAACAGAGAAUUCUUAGUUGCAGAAGAUGGAGGUGACGGUAAAACUACCUGCAUUCAAGCUGGUACAUGCUCUCUUGAUAUGUAUUCGUUUGAUCCUGCUUCUCAGAAAUGGCACUUACAAAUUAAUGGUAUGACAAGUUUCCUUAAAAACGGGACAGAAAUGAACUGGAUGUACACAGAUAGUGGCUUUGAAGCUGGAUCGGAUGAAGAUGUUGCUGCAAGAAAGAAGCUUAAGGACAAAUUUGGUCCAGAACCAUUGGAUAGCGAUGAAGCAACAGUGAAUACAGAAGAUGAGCGACGACAUGGAUUAUCGGAAUCUGGUGAGGAUAGUAAGGAGACAACAGAAGCAGGAGAUAAUGAUGAUGGUAAAACUGGAUCAGAUAUGGAGCCAACUGUGGAACCUGAUUCAGAGUAUGAGGAUGUUUAUGUGAGUAUGGUUUUUCCUCCAAGCAGUAAUCAGCUAGAGCAGAAAUCAGAUACGGCUGGGGUUCCUAAAAAGUCGACUACUGGCGAUAAAGCAUCAGAGUUCGAUGACAUAAAGGCCAACCUAUAUAGCAAGGGAACAGACUCGUUAAAGAAAAUCCGGAUUUCGGGCCUUUCGAAACAGAGACCAUUGGUUCAAAUGCAUAACAAUUUAUAUAUGGGAGACUGGUCCAAGCUGGUUGGUACAGAGCUUGUUUUCAAUGAAAACGGUGGGUUUGUCACCAAAGUCGAUUCGCAUGUUGUCCUGCAUAGUGGAAAACUAGAAAGCCAUAAAGAGGAGAAAGAUCCUUUACUGAAAAGAGCCAUUGACUUGGCGAGAGAAGUUCAGCAGCCUAGAAAGGAUGAUGAUGGUGACAUACAGAUGAGUUAA
Messenger RNA from Brettanomyces nanus, 1407 nucleotides. RefSeq lists its product as uncharacterized. Bases 1 to 1407 code for a protein of 468 amino acids. The record is from RefSeq and is a predicted model, not a curated record. NCBI's taxonomy places the organism in Eukaryota, Fungi, Ascomycota, Pichiomycetes, Pichiales, Pichiaceae. The transcript has 2 exons.